AUGCGCUUCUCGCAGUGCGCUCCGCUUCUCCUCGGCACCCUGGCCUCGGCCGUGGGUGCGCUCGCCGACACUCCGGGUCCCAGCACCACGGCCGCCGCCGCCGAUGCCGAGAGCACCAGCAACAUCAUCGCGGGCGCCUACAUUGUCGAGCUCGACGAUGCUUCGCCUGACGCCGAGUCUCUGUUCAAAGACCUCCGCGCCGAUGGCCUCGAGGUGAAGCCGAGCAUGGACCUCAAGUUCCGCCUCUUCAACGGCGUGUCGUUCCGCGUCGAGUCACCCGACUCGGUCGGCGCCGACGCCCUGACGGCCCAGAUCGCAGCCAAGGGCGCCGUCAAGGCUCUCUGGCCCGUCCGCGGCAUCCGCUUCCCCCAGUUCGACCCGGCCAACGCCGGACCUCACAACCUGUCGGCCUCGACACAACAGCAGCACCAGAAACGUGCGCUCGGCGACGGCGACGUCUACACGCCGCACCUCAUGACGCAGGUUGAUAAGCUGCGCGCCGAGGGGUUCACGGGCAAGGGUCUGCACAUUGGCGUUGUCGACACGGGCAUCGACUAUCGACACCCUGCGCUCGGCAAUGGUUGCUUUGGCCGUGAGGGCUGCCUCGUGACCAAGGGGUGGGACUAUGCGGGCGACGAGUUUGACGAGGGCGGCAACCUCAAGCCUGACGAUGACCCCAUCGACACAUGCCAGGGCCACGGCACACACGUCAGCGGCAUCGUGGCAGCCCAGGAGAACGAGCUCGGCUUCACGGGUGCGGCGCCCGACGUGACGCUCGGCGUCUACAAGACGAGCGGGUGCGCUGGCUACGCGACGAGCGAGGUUCUCGUGGCCGGCAUCUACCGCGCCUAUGACGAGGGGGCCGAUAUCAUUUCUCUUUCGGCCGGUGACGACUCUGGAUUCUCGAGCGACGCCGCUGCCGACGCCGUAUCUCGUCUCGCCGCCGUCGGCGUGCCCGUCAUCGUGGCCACCGGCAACUCGGGCGGUCUCGGCCUGUGGAACGCGGCGUCUCCGGCCUCGGGCAGGGAGGUCGGCCGCCAUCGGCUCCGUCGAGAACACCAAGCUGCCGACCAUCAUGACGAGGGGGUGACUUCACCAACGGCACCGGCUCCCACGGCUUCGGCUGGCUCCAGGGGAACCCCGUCCUCCAGACCAAUGCGACGCUCAGAUGACCAGGCCGCCAACUUUGUCACCAAGGGCGGCAAGCACAUCAUCUACUACCCCGAGAGCGAUGCCCGCCUGGCGGCCACCUAUGUGUACACCGAAGGCAUCGAGGGCGUCUUUGUCGUCUCCCCUGCCCAGGCUGCCGCGUGGCUCAAGGCCUUGGGGGCCGGCCAGCGGAUCGACGUGUCUGUGAGCCCCGUCGAGUCGGCGCGCGUCUGGGCCGAGGACCUCAGCAACGGGCCCGGCGCCGGCCUGACGAGCGGCUUCACCAGCUGGGGUCCCUCGUGGGAGAUGGUGCUGAAGCCGCAGUUCACGGCGCCCGGCGGCGGCAUCCUGUCGACGUGGACCUGGGGCUCGGGCGACUACGCCGUGAACCCGGGCACGUCCAUGUCGGCGCCGCUCGUGGCUGCCAUCUACGGCCUCGUCGGCCAGGCGCGCAAGACGCUCAACGCGCAGGUCCUCCGCAACGUGCUCUCCAGCACGGCCAAGCCGCUGACCUGGUUCGACGGCGAGACGACGCACGACGGCGUGCUCGCGCCCGUGGCCCAGCAGGGCGCCGGCCUGGUGCAGGCCUACGACGCCGCCCACGCCACGACCCUCGUCGACACCAGCGGCUUCUCCUUCAACGACACGGACAGCUUUACGCCCAAGCGCACCUUCACCCUCGAGAACACGGCCGCCGAGGCCGUCACCUACACGUUUGGCCACGCCAAGGCCGCCACCGCCUACAGCUUCUCCGCCGACAACCUGCUCACCAUCGCCCGCUUCCCGCCGCCGACGGCCGACGUCUGGGCCUCGAUCGCCUUUGAGAGCGAGACCGUGACCGUCCCGGCCGGUGCCUCGGCCGAGGUCACCUUCACGCUGACGCCUCCCGCCGGACUCGACGCCGGCCGCCUCCCCGUCUACAGCGGCUACAUCACCAUCACACCCUCGACCCCGAGCGCCGGCCGUCUGACGCUGCCGUACGUCGGCCUCGCCGGCAGCCUCCACGACUUCAACCCCCUCCACAACCAGAGCGUCGCCCACACGGGCGUCUACCUCUCCUCGACCGAGACGCACUUCCUGAUCCCCGUCGCCGCGAACCGCACCUUCACCAUCCCCCGCCCCGGCGGCACCUGGGCCCCUCCGUGCUGCCCAAGCUGGUCGCCAUCCCCACGAUCGGCACCCCAGAGCUGCACGUCGACCUCGUGCCCCUCGACGGCAGCGGCAGCGACAGCGCAACGGCACGACCAAGGCCUGGCUCGGCUACACGACACUCGGCAGCCUGAUUGCGAAAUAUCAUGCAAUGCCCCUACGAUCGGGUACACGCACAACUUUGACGCCGCCUCGCCGACGGCACCGCCCCCCUCUCCCGACGGCCCCUUUCGGCCCGAGGGCGCCUUCCAGUUUGUUUCCAACGCGCUGCGCAUCCACGGCGACCGCGACGACAAGGAUGACUGGGUCGUCGUCGAGAGCGUGCCGUUUGUGCUGAAAUACCUCAGCAGCAAGUGCAAGCGCGUUCUGCUCGAGGCGGAUGCGUAA
Molecule: messenger RNA, 2685 nt
Organism: Verticillium alfalfae VaMs.102
Lineage: Eukaryota; Fungi; Ascomycota; Sordariomycetes; Glomerellales; Plectosphaerellaceae
Product: subtilisin Carlsberg
Exons: 3
Coding region: 1-2685 (894 amino acids)
Biological process (GO): proteolysis
Cellular component (GO): membrane; cytosol; cell wall
Molecular function (GO): serine-type endopeptidase activity; tripeptidyl-peptidase activity
Source: RefSeq, a predicted model, not a curated record